This is a messenger RNA of Anopheles coustani, 1902 nucleotides long. RefSeq names its product SH3 domain-binding glutamic acid-rich protein homolog (gene Sh3beta). The coding region runs from base 550 to 1026 and encodes 158 amino acids. The transcript is spliced from 3 exons. Lineage: Eukaryota; Metazoa; Arthropoda; Insecta; Diptera; Culicidae. Gene Ontology annotation, cellular component: cytoplasm. The record is from RefSeq and is a predicted model, not a curated record.
CGUAAUAUUCCACUGUCAAAGAUCUCUGACUGCAAAAAUCACACAAACGAUCGCAGAACGAUUUUAGCAGCGAUUCGGAGCAGUAAUAGCAAAUUUGUUUAAGUUUCCAUCAGCGCAACAGCAAACAACAAACAAUACACGUCUUCACAGUCGAUUUGUGCGUGUGUGUGUGUAUGGUGUGGUUGUUUUCCGCGGGGCGUGUAAAAUAUUUUUUCCCCAAAAUUCUACCGUCGCGUGCAUAGUGGUCUUUCCCGCGGGGUUGUGAAAGCAUCAAUAGCCGUGUCGCUAGCAAUAUAAUAGCAAAUCCUCAAAACGCUAGUUGGCAAGUGAGAAGGCGAGCGAAAGUGAGUGUGUGGAGUUCGAGAUAGAAAACCCCUCGGCAGCCACGACGACGAAAGUGCUCUAAAGUGGGAAGGCAACAUCUCGAGAAUCAUCUUGCGUACCAAACAAAACGCGACAUCCCGUUAGUCAGUCGCCGAGCCGAGGAAAAAAGUGACCGUGCCGAACGUAUUCGACCGAAACCGUAACCAACAAACCGCCGAUAUCAAAAUGGUUAUCAAAGUGUACGUCAGCGGAAUGUCCGGCAACAAAGAGGUGAAGAAACGCCAACAGCGAGUCACGAUGAUCAUGGACAGCAAACACAUACAGUACACGGUCAUCGACAUCACAGAGCCGGGCCAGGAGGCGGAGAAGGACUUCAUGCAGACGAACGCGCAGCACAAAGGAUGCACGAUCAGCGAUCCGAACCCGCGGCACGCCCUGCCCCCGCAGCUCUUCAACGACACCGAGUACUGCGGCGACUACGACGACUUCGACCUGGCCAACGAGGUGGACAACCUGGAGGUGUUCCUGAAGCUGGCCGCCCCGGCACCCGAGGUGGUGGAGCACAAAAAUGGCGAGGAAACUACGGCGACGACGACGACGACCGAGGCCACCGCCGACGACGAGGAUAAAGAAAACAAGACUGAAGACAACACCGACGGUGGCGCCGAGGUCGCCGCGGAUGCUGGCACGAAUGAGGUUUGAGUUCCCGGCUGCAGCUACAUCGCGCGAGCUGCAACCCCCUCACUUCCCCCUGCAAUCUACCUCCCCGGGGAUGAUAGCCGGGGUUGUUGCAAAAAACCCCGAAGUUGAACGCACGAGCUGCCUAUCCCCAUAUGUUGUGUGCCCCGCGUGUUUGACUGUUUAACUACUUUUCCGUUUGUUGCUGUUCGCUAUAGCUAUGCUGCCGCGUGCUUCUUACGUUUAAUCAUAAAAUGAAAUUAAUGCGAUCGUUUCUUUGUACGCUGUGUGCGUGUUGGGGAGCGGAAGGACGAGUGACAUCCACACCGCGAUCCCUCGCGCACUAUAAUAAUUUAAUCCUAAGAAGAUGAAUUAUGCUCCCAUCAAUAUUUACCUCUUCCGUAUUGUAUUCCACUCUAAUGGAAUUCCUCAAAUUCCUGCAAGAGUUCCCUUAGAAACCGUAACCGGUUGGAAAUAUAAGAAAAAAGGUAACAGAAUGCGAGAGGCUAAAACCGAACAAAUCCAUUGGGUAUUACACAGUCCCUUAAGCUGCUGCCCUGCCUAUGCUCCAAGAGCCUACGCUGUCCGUGUUGUGGGUGUGUCGCUUAUACUUCUGCCCAAGUGUCAAGGACGACCGACGAGAGCGUCGUUCAUGCGUGCGUGUGUGUUUGGCCUUGAACGGUUUAACGAUAAUAACAUCCACUAACCCAUGUAACAACAUUCACCUGGGAUCUCACUCGCCUGUUACUGCCAAGUUUUGUCCAUGUCUGCUUUACCCUAGGCCGGAAGUGGCCGUUCCGGAAACCGUCCGGAUAAGCUGACCUUUCUGUGCACGGGGGGGCCUUUAAGGGAACGUUGAGUAAAUUUACGUUUGAUCGAUUUUCCACCCCGACUAGUACU